UGGUUUUCAGAAAGGAUGCAAGUAGCCCGAGCGGAUUUCUGUGCGGUGUUACCACGCGUCCUUUCUCUGCACAUCUUUUCCUUUCUGAAUCCAAAAGAUUUGUGUGCAGCUGCGCAAGUCAGCUGGUUCUGGAAGUUUUUAACGGAACAGGAUUGCUUAUGGAUGCCCAAAUGCAUUAAGUUUGGAUGGUUUUUGCCCUAUACUCCAACAGAUAAUGAGUUUGGGGCUUGGAAGCACCAUUAUAUUGCCUGUGUGUCCACCUUAGAUUGGCUGACACCUAGGGAAGCUGAGGCUAUUUAUGGGACACUGAAUGAACCCAAAACAGAAGAUGAAGAGCUAGCCGAGAGACAACGAGAAAAGUGCCUUAGAAGAAUAAUUUGGGGAGAAAUUGUACUAUGUAAGAAGGAGUUAUUCAAAGUUCGACCCCCUUGGGUGAGUGGAACAUGCUGCUCUAGUUUGUUAAAACCCAAAUGCCAGCCUCGCCUCGCCCAGACUGUGAGAGAACGAGUGGGAUUACACGAAGCUUUGGAGAAACAGCUUGUUUUGGCAUCGUUAGAAGCCUUGCCCAAGCAAAGCAAUAUUUUUGGAAGACAUUCCUACCCUAUGUUAUCAAAGAAAAAUUGGUGUGGAGUUUAUAAAAAUGAUGAUGGCUCUUCAUAUGCUUUCCAGCCUCAUGUCAUAUUAAUAUCAUCUCACAUUCCUGCAUAUGAGAUGGUGGUAGAAAGCGUUAAGCCAGGCGUCAUCUCUGUGGUGUACGAACACAGUGGCACAACCUUGGAGAGCCUGCUUUAUCUCCUAGAAAAAGCUCUGGAUGGGCAGAAGGCACAGAGCAUGGGAAUAUUUAGCGAUGGAGAUAGCAGGGACAUCAAUUUACUCCAAGGCUAUAAAAUUGGUAUUAAAAAUUUGCUGAGGCCUGAAGUGAGAAACUUCUGGGAGAAAUUAGGAAGCUUUGUGGCUACUGAAGAGGAAGGGGGUCAUGUGGACAUCUUUGUGCCCCUUGGAGCAUCAGAGGCAGGAAUGGAAGUUCUUUCUCAGCUGACUCAGCUAACUGGCACAUUCUUUACCGCCCCCACUGGGAUUGCAACUGGCUCUUACCAACACAUUCUCAGUGACUGGCUGGGACCCCCGUGGGGAAGGGCACCCCCUUCUCUCUACUUCACCCAGCCGAAGCUGCAGACGUGGUCCAGCCUCACGGACUUUCUGGAAGACACCUUGCGAUCGGUAAGGAAACAGCUUCGUCCUCUCUUCAAGGAGCUGCGGGAGAGCAUCAGCGGCAGGGUGAUAGGGCAGUUUGUGUUUGACACCAUGAGUAUGGCCCACAUUCUGAAUAACCGAGAAAUUGUACAAGCUCUGGCAGAUGGUCUGAUGGAGCUGUCCACAGAAGAUUCUCAAAGAAAUGUUACAGAAGACAAUUCUCAGGACACAAAGUCAAGUCUUAGCAAAAAUGAUCUAAAUCUGGAAGUGCUGGUGAAACUGGAGAGGAAACUCCAGAUGGACUCAGCAGAAAAGCGAACUAGCGUCGUCAGGGAGCUCUUACAGAGUGAAAGGAAAUACGUGCAGAUGCUGGGAAUUGUGCGAGAUGUUUAUGUGAUGCCACUGAAAGCAGCACUGUCAUCAAACAGAGCAAUUCUGAGUGCUGUAAAUAUCCAGAUCAUUUUCUCUGAUGUUCUGCAGAUUUUAAGUCUCAACAGGUGGUUUCUAGAUAACCUGAGAGACAGACUGCAGGAGUGGGGCCCUGCUCACUGCGUGGGAGACAUAGUGCUAAAGUUCGGAAGCCAGUUGAACACAUACACCAAUUUCUUCAACAAUUACCCGGUUGUUCUGAAAACUAUACAGAAGUGCAGAGAAAUGACACCAGCGUUCCGAGCUUUCCUGAAGAGGCAUGAUAAGACUAUUGUUACCCAAAUGCUGAGCCUGCCGGAGCUGCUUUUGUACCCAUCCCGAAGAUUUGAAGAAUAUAUUAGUCUUCUCUAUGCCCUGAGGCUCCACACUCCUGCAGAACAUGUGGACCGUGGGGACCUGACCACCGCAGUUAACCAAAUCAAAAACUACAAAGGUUAUAUAGAUCAGAUGAAGCAAAACAUCAGUAUGAAGGAUCAGCUGCUGGAUGUGCAGAGAAUCAUCAGGGGGUGCCCCGUUCUGUCAGAAGCUAAAAGAUAUCUGAUAAGGAUCCAAGAAGUAGCCCAACUUCACUGCUGUGAUGAGGAAAUAAGUUUCUCUUUAAGGCGCUAUGAACACAUCCGUGACCUCAGUCUUUUCCUCUUCAAUGAUGCACUGCUCAUUUCUAGUCGGGACACAUCUCUGACUCCAUUUGAAAGGACUUCAAAAACCACCUACCAGUUCAUUGCUUCAAUGACCCUUCAUAGGAUAUUUGUAGAAGAUAUUCCAGAUUCCAAGUAUGUCAAGAAUGCAUUUAUUCUUCAAGGUCCAAAACAUGAAUGGAUUUGUGCAACAGAGGCAGAGGAUGAUAAGUUCCUAUGGUUGUCAGUACUCCAAAAUGCAAUCAAAAGCAGUAUGGAGAAGUGAGACUGAACUUAAAGAAAACAUCAGGGGUGCCAAUUUUCCGUGUUCCA
This is a messenger RNA of Otolemur garnettii (small-eared galago), 2573 nucleotides long. RefSeq names its product epithelial cell transforming 2 like (gene ECT2L). NCBI's taxonomy places the organism in Eukaryota, Metazoa, Chordata, Mammalia, Primates, Galagidae. The record is from RefSeq and is a predicted model, not a curated record. The transcript has 18 exons. Gene Ontology annotation, molecular function: guanyl-nucleotide exchange factor activity; protein binding. The coding region runs from base 16 to 2526 and encodes 836 amino acids.